Molecule: messenger RNA, 1506 nt
Organism: Oryzias melastigma (Indian medaka)
Lineage: Eukaryota; Metazoa; Chordata; Actinopteri; Beloniformes; Adrianichthyidae
Gene: kbtbd13a
Product: kelch repeat and BTB (POZ) domain containing 13
Exons: 1
Coding region: 1-1506 (501 amino acids)
Molecular function (GO): protein binding
Source: RefSeq, a predicted model, not a curated record
AUGGAACGCAGCAGCUGUUCAGACUUGGACCACGAGUUGGGGAAUGACUUGAAGAUCAUCAUCAAUGACUCCGUCUUCAAUGUGGCCAAAACUGACUUGGUCAAGAACUGUGAUUUCUUCAGAGCCUUAUUCCAGUCUGGGAUGAGAGAGUGCAGACAGCAGGCGAUCACGCUGCAGAGCGUGGGUGCCCCGGGGUUCCUGGUUCUGCUACAGGUGCUGCACUGUGAACGACCCAUGCUCUCCAUUGACCAGAUCACAGAAGCCAUCCAAUGCACGGCUUUUCUCCAGGCACCUGCUCUCACCAAGCAUUUGAUUAGUAUCAUCAACUCUGAAAAUUGCUUACUGAUGUAUGACACAUCUGCAACCUACGGAGUGUGGGAGCUGUUCCACCAGUCAGCUUUGUUCAUCAGAGACAUGCACGCUGACCUGAAGGAGGAUCUGCUUACCCUGCCCAGGGAGCUGGUUGAAUAUGUGGAGUCUCUUCUUCCAAGCAGCUAUGUGGCUGUGUGCAGCCAUUCCCCAAUAAACCAAUCCUCUGAGCUGCUUCGAAACACACAGAGAAACGUUUUCCACCUGGACGAGGAAGAGGGAGAAUGGAAAGUCCUCACACAUCUCCCUGCCAGCACCAGCACCACAAUGGCUGGCAUGGCAGUUCUCAACAACAAGCUGUACAUCAUUGGAGGGGUGCAUGACGUAAGUAAGAGGGUGCUGGAGCUCGGAUACUGUUACAACCCUGCAACUAAUAUAUGGUCCACCAUUCAUGGACCCCAGCAGCUGCGCUACAAUCUCACCCUGAUUGGUCAUGAAGGUUGUCUCUACGCUGUAGGAGGAGAGUACAACAAGACACUCCUGUCUUCUGUGGAGCGAUUCAGGGAGUGUGAGGGGGGCUGGAGUUUUGCCUCACCACUAGAUUGCCCUGCAGCUGCUGUGCCUUCUGCUGUCACUAUGGCCCGGAUAUUCAUUUGUCUCUGGAGAGGGAAGGGGACCACAGACCUCCUGGAGUAUCUACCUGAAGACAACCAAUGGCUGCUGCUCACUACGCUCACCCACCAAAGCAGUUAUGCCCUUCACAUGGUGGCUCACAGGGAUAACUUGUUUGUGAUGCGUAACGGGCCCUGCGGGGACUUCUUACUGUGCAUGAUGGACUGCUACAACCUGAGCUCAGGGCAAUGGACAUCCCUGUCCAGCCAGUACAACUCCCUUUUUACUGCAGUGAUCAAAGGGGACUCUGCCUUCACCCUCAGCAGACAUGCCACCACAGAGUAUGCAGUGGAUGGAUGCAGGUGGAGGCAGAAGAGAACCAUGAAAUGUUUUGGCAGGAUUGGAUCCAUUUACACGUUUCAGCUUAGGCUUCCCAAAACCUCUGUCUCUAACAUGGAAAAAAGUUUGGACCUGACAAAGAGACAAAUCCCAAGCCCUGAAGCCAGCUCUAAAGAUGUGCAAGUGAGUCUCAGAGAGCAGAUCCUGAAGGUUUUCCUACUAGGUUUGUCUGAGUGUAAAAUGUGA